UGUCUGUCAUUUUCGCGUUAACAUGUAUCUCUGAUUUGUUUCCGUCCACAAAUUUGAUUUCUUAGUUUGCUGUAACAUGAUGUGUACUUGAUACACCGGCCAGAAUUCCUCUUUACAGGAGUCAUCUGCCAGAAGAAAUUUCGUACAGUAUUCAACUUUCUUCUCUUUUUCCAUUUUUCAGUUACCCAUAUUUCCCAAAUUACAAAUACGAGGAUGCAAAGUCGAUGUGGAACUCAAAGUUCGCUCUCGGCAUGACACUUCGACAUAAGUUAUGUCCUAGCUCUUAAAUAUAAACCAAAAAUGAGUUAGGGUUAUGAUUGCUUAGCGGUUUGGAUUAUGAUAGAUUGUGGAUUCAAUCUAUUUGAAAAAUAUCUUAAUACCAAUAAAAUAAAUAAAAAAAUAAAAGAGACGAGAUCACCAAAAUAAUGCCACCGAUGAGCUUAGUAUGUGGAUGGGAUGCCCUAGAGAGAGAGAGAGAGAGAGAAAUGUGGGAGCCUGUCUUAAAGACAAGGACAUGGUCCCCCUGGAACCAUGUUUGAAGGGUCUCAGAGGUCAAGUCCCCCCAGGAGUUUGGAGACAGUUAGGCUGGAGGGACUUAGGGUUGGCUUUCACGGGUAAUUUUACAUUUGAACCCUCUGGAGGUUACGGAUAGAGCAAGUUGUCAAGGACUAGGAGUGAGAAAAUAGGGGCUUGGUGGUAAUUUUCCAUACUGUCAUCCUGAUCAAAGACUCCCCCUAAACGGAAGGCUUUCCUUUUCCUAAUCUGGCCAACGCUUUUGCUAUUUUGGGCAUUCUUGCAUUCUACUGACUAGUAUAUAAACAAAGGUCAUGGCUUUGUGAGUUCGAUCUGUUGGAGAGAGAGAGAGAGAGAGAGAGAGAGAGAGAGAGAGAGAGAGAGAGAGAGAGAGAGAAUGGCAGAAUCAUCGAUGGAAGCCGAAGAGGCGAGGCAGAAGAAGAUUGAGGAUUGGCUUCCGGUCACUUCUUCUAGGAAUGCCAAAUGGUGGUACUCAGCUUUCCACAAUGUCACUGCCAUGGUUGGGGCUGGUGUCCUCAGCCUUCCGUAUGCCAUGUCUGAGCUUGGAUGGGGUCCUGGUGUGGCUGUCAUGCUUCUGUCAUGGAUCAUCACCCUAUACACACUGUGGCAAAUGGUAGAGAUGCAUGAAAUGGUGCCGGGGAAGCGGUUCGAUCGGUACCACGAGCUGGGACAGUAUGCCUUCGGGGAGAAGCUGGGGCUCUGGGUUGUGGUGCCCCAACAGCUCGUUGUGGAAGUUGGUGUCAAUAUUGUCUAUAUGGUCACAGGGGGAAAAUCAUUGAAGAAGUUCCAUGAUGUGAUUUGCCCUAGCUGCAAAGACAUCAAACUCACCUUAUGGAUUUUUAUUUUUGCUUCUGUCCACUUCGUUAUCUCCCACCUCCCCAACUUAAACUCCGUCUCUGGUAUCUCACUUGCCGCUGCAGUCAUGUCCUUGAGUUACUCAACGAUUGCAUGGGGAGCUGCCAUACACAGGGGGAAGGCACCGGAUGUGGACUACAGCUACAAAGCUAAAUCCAAUUCCGGAGCUGUCUUCAACUUCUUUAGUGGCUUGGGAGAAGCAUUUGCCUAUGCCGGCCACAAUGUCGUUUUGGAGAUCCAAGCAACGAUUCCUUCCACACCCGAGAAGCCUUCCAAGGGACCAAUGUGGAAAGGAGUGGUUGUGGCAUACAUUGUGGUGGCUUUGUGCUACUUCCCUGUUUCUUUUGUUGGCUACUAUAUUUACGGAAACACUGUUGAAGACAACGUCCUCAUCUCACUCGAAAAACCUGUCUGGCUAAUUGCAGCGGCUAACAUGUUUGUUGUGAUCCAUGUCAUUGGAAGCUACCAAGUUUUCGCAAUGGGAGUUUUUGACAUGGUUGAAACUUUUCUCGUCACGAAAAUGAACUUUGAGCCUUCUUUCACCCUUCGCUUCGUUACUCGCACGACAUAUGUUGCAUUUACCAUGGUCGUCGGUAUGGCCAUCCCUUUCUUUGGUGGCCUUCUCGGAUUCUUUGGAGUUGCUUUUGCCCCAACUACAUACUUCCUUCCCUGCAUCAUGUGGCUCGCCAUCUACAAACCUAGAGUUUUCAGUCUAUCUUGGUUCAUAAACUGGACAUGCAUUAUACUGGGAGUUACCCUGAUGAUUCUAGCACCCAUCGGUGCCCUACGGAGUAUCAUCUUGCAAGCGAAAACCUACAAAUUCUUCUCUUAAAUUGCAAAUUUUACCUGCAGCAAAACAUUCAUCUCUACUCAUAUUCAAAGCUCGAAGUUAGACAGAUAUGAUGACUGUUGCUUGACCACCAAGGCAACCCUUCAGCGUUUCUGGAUUAACUGACUUUUGGUUCCGUCCGACGAUCACGAUGGGACUUGAGACAAGGGCGACCUCCUCUUGGAGAGUUCUUGCAGAAUAAUCAUGUCUAAAUAGUAUUUGUUUAAUUCGUUAAUCGUUUAUGUAAACACAACGCUAUGGAAAAAAGAAACGAAAAAAGGAAUUAGAUUACUUGGUCUGCAAGCAUUGUUCAACAUGCAGUAGAGAUAUUUCUACAA
Molecule: messenger RNA, 2556 nt
Organism: Malus domestica (apple)
Lineage: Eukaryota; Viridiplantae; Streptophyta; Magnoliopsida; Rosales; Rosaceae
Product: lysine histidine transporter 2
Biological process (GO): amino acid transmembrane transport
Cellular component (GO): membrane; plastid
Molecular function (GO): acidic amino acid transmembrane transporter activity
Source: RefSeq, a predicted model, not a curated record